This is a messenger RNA of Mesorhabditis spiculigera, 1761 nucleotides long. Lineage: Eukaryota; Metazoa; Nematoda; Chromadorea; Rhabditida; Rhabditidae. The record is from the annotation of a GenBank genome assembly.
AUGUCACCCCACGUGGGCCACGACGACUCGUCGAUCAAGUUGAAGACGCGGUUCGGGGAUCGGGUACUCGUCCUCUACGAGAGCCAACCGCUGCGGCUCGACGCGUUUUGGCGCACGUUGCGCGAGGCGUGCAAGUUGGGGUCAAACCAGCCGAUCACCGUCAAAUGGGUCGACGAUGAGGGCGACCCGUGCACAAUAUCUUCCCAACGCGAACUCGACGAGGCCGUCCGGUUGUACAAGGAGAACAACGAGGCCGACAUUUCGCUGCACGUCUUCGAGGGGUUGCCCGCGUGCCCGGGGCAAUACGCACAAGGAGAGGAUAAAAGCGUCUACCGACGAGGGGCGAGACGAUGGAAAAAGUUUUACCACGUCAACGGGCAUCGUUUCCAGGCGAAGAGGUUGAAUAGACGAAUCCAGUGCGCCUACUGCCACGACUACGUGUGGGGCAUCGGCCGCCAGGGCUUCCGGUGCGUCGAUUGCAAGAUUUGCGUCCACAAGAAGUGCCAUCGGCUUGUCGGCGGGCCCUGCGGAGAUACGGUCGCGCCGAUCAUUGGGACGGGCGAGCCGGCGCCGCGCCCGCUACAACCGCGCAAUGGGGUCCAGGAGAACAAGGGCUUCGUGAACGGCGCCUUCAAGGAGAGCGAGAUCGAGGCCGAUGAAAACGGACACUCGACGGCCGUGUCAACCGGGUCGACGACGCAAAACAGGUGGCAGGUCUCCCUCAACGACUUCAACCUGCUCACCGUCAUUGGGCGCGGCUCGUACGCGAAGGUAGUCCAAGCCGAGCACAAGCGCACCAAGCAAAUAUACGCCAUCAAGAUCAUCAAGAAGCAAAUGUUCAACGAGGAUGAGGACAUUGACUGGGUACAAACCGAAAAGAGCGUCUUCGAGACGGCCUCCAAUCAUCCGUUUUUAGUCGGCCUUCACUCUUGUUUCCAGAGCGAUUCGCGCCUAUUUUUCGUCAUCGAAUUCGUCCCUGGCGGAGAUUUGAUGUACCACAUGCAACGACAACGAAAAUUGGCCGAGGAUCAUGCUAGAUUCUACUCAGCCGAAAUCAUCCUUGCCCUCCACUUCCUCCACUCCCGCGGCAUCAUAUAUCGAGAUCUCAAACUCGACAACGUGUUGAUCGACGCCGAUGGCCAUAUCAAAUUGACCGAUUAUGGCAUGUGCAAGGAAAACAUCGGCCCCGGCGACGUGACGUCCACAUUCUGCGGAACGCCCAACUACAUUGCACCCGAGAUUUUGCGAGGCGAAGACUACGGCUUUAGCGUCGACUGGUGGGCGCUGGGCGUGUUGAUGUACGAAAUGAUGGCCGGCAGAUCGCCGUUCGACUUCGUCUCGCCGGGCGAUCAGGAGAACAGCGAGGAUGCCCUCUUCCAGACGAUUCUCGAGAAACAGAUCCGAAUCCCUCGCACCCUCACCACAAAGGCCAGCGCCGUCCUCAAAGGGUUCCUCAACAAGGAUCCGGGCGAGCGUCUGGGCUGCAAUCGGGACAUUGACCAGUCGCUGAUCGACAUGCAAGAACACCAAUUCUUCAAGGGGCACAUCGACUGGGAUCUGUUGGAACAGCGCCAGGUGAAGCCGCCCUAUAAUCCACAAGUCGCCGGCAUACGCGAUCUCCAGCACUUCGAUCAGCAAUUUACCGAUGAACCGGCGAAUCUGACGAUCGACGACCCGGCGGUGAUUGCCCGCAUCGAUCAGAGCGAAUUCGACGGGUUCGACUACGUGAAUCCGCUGAAGAUGGACACCGAGGAUGAAGUG